Molecule: messenger RNA, 1238 nt
Organism: Drosophila nasuta
Lineage: Eukaryota; Metazoa; Arthropoda; Insecta; Diptera; Drosophilidae
Product: 28 kDa heat- and acid-stable phosphoprotein
Exons: 2
Coding region: 290-925 (211 amino acids)
Source: RefSeq, a predicted model, not a curated record
AUUUUCGAAUUGUGGCUUUGUGGUCACACCCCGACACAGGUGUUAAAUAAAGCAGCUUUAAAGAAAGCUCUUUUUGGUUUUUAAAGAAAAAAGUGACUGAACUCAUCAAUCUACACAAGGUACGACGCCAUUUGCUGUUUAGGCGAAAAUUCUAGCGGCAAUAUAUAAACGCGUGCGCAUACAUACAGAUACACGCGCACAAAAUACCAAUACAAGUGCAAGCGAAUAACAGAAACAGCAGCAGCAACAACAACAGCAAUAAGAGCAGCAGCAGCAGCAGUAGAUCGUCAUGCCACGAGGAAAGUAUGUUAACCACAAAGGCCGCAGCCGUCACUUUACGUCGCCCGAAGAGCUGCAACAGGAGUCCGAGGAGGAGAGUGACUCCAGUGGCAGCGAGCAAGAGGAACAAACUGCGGCCGGCACCUCAUCCUCCAAACAGCCGGCAACAGCGACAGCAACAUCAUCAGCACGCAAACCCGCAAGGCCACAGCAGCGACAAAAGCAGCAGCAACAGCAGCGACAGGGCAGCUCAUCGGAUGAGGAAUCGGAGGAUGAUUCCGAUGAUGAUUCGGAGUCAGAAGCACGUGAUGCAAAGAAGGGCGUGGCUUCGCUCAUCGAAAUCGAGAAUCCCAAUCGUGUGACCAAAAAGGCCACACAGAAGCUAUCGCAAAUCAAAAUCGAUGAUUCCACUGGCGGCAGCGGUGGCGCCAAACCCGAAUUGUCGCGUCGCGAACGUGAACAGAUCGAAAAGCAGAAGGCACGACAGCGCUACGAGAAACUGCAUGCGGCUGGCAAAACCACCGAGGCGAAGGCGGAUCUGGCGCGUCUCGCCCUAAUCCGGCAGCAACGUGAGGAGGCAGCUGCCAAACGUGAGGCGGAGAAGAAGGCGGCCACCGAUCUGGGCAAGAAGCCGCUCUCCAAGUAGUCACCUUGUUGUGGACCAAGCAAACAGCAAAAUACAACUGCGAAAUUAAUAACAAAACGAAAAAAAACAGUCUCGCAAUUUGGGAUUGUGGCAAUUGGGACGCUUAGUUAAGAUCAGUUCGCGUUUCUUGUUUCUUUGAUCAUGAUCCAUCAAAUAAUUGGUAUAUACAAAUAAAACAAAAACUUUAUAUAGUUAAGUUUCAAAAUCCCAAAUGUCUAACGACAACCAAAUUUAUUUUCUAUCCUCUCUUAUUUUUUAACGCAGUCUUUUUGUAAUUGAGAAUUAUAUAAAUAAAAUUAUAUAUACACAUGUA